AUGGUUCUCUCUCUCUCUCUCUCUCUCUCUGUUUUUAUCUGGCUGUCUCUAUCCCUCGUGUUUUGUCAGCAUUUAAUCCUUGCUAUCUAUCAACCACUAUCUGUUCAUAUCUACCUCGGUCUGCUAAUCUAUCUAUCUAUCUAUCUAUCUAUCUAUCUAUCUAUUUAUAUAUCUAUCUAUCUAUGUGCGUCUGUUCAUAUAUAUCUGUUACAGUCUGAUUAUAUCUAUCUAUCUAUCUAUUUAUCUCGGCAUGUUCACUCUCUAUCUAUCUAUCCAUGUGCGUCUGUUCAUAUAUAUCUGUUACAGUCUGAUUAUAUCUAUCUAUCUAUCUAUCUAUCUAUCUAUCUCCGUUUAAUCUUAUUCUUUGUCAUUCUUCAUUGUGUCUUCGUUUUUUUUAUCUUCUUUUUCUUCUUCUUCUUCUUUCCCUUCAAAUUUUUUUCUCCUUUUUUAUCUUCUUCUUUUCUUCCCGUCUUCUUCUUCUUUUCUUUCUUCUUCGUUUUUAUCUUCUUCUUCUUUUAUAUUCUUCUUCUUCUUCUUUCUUCUUAUUCCUUUCUUCAGCUUUCUUCUUCUUCUUCUCCUUCUUCUUCUUCUUCUUCUUCUUCUUCUUCUUCUUCUUCUUCUUCUCACUCUCUUUAUCUUGGUUUCUUUCUUCGUCUAGCUUUCUUUUCUUUGUCUCUUCUUUUCUUUGUUCUUUCUUUCUUUCUUUCUUUAAUUCUUCUUUUUCCUUUAUCUUCUUCAUCUUUUCUUCUUCUUCUUUUCUUCUUCUUUUCGAUUUAUCUUUUCUCAUUCUUCUUUUCUUUUCUUCUUCUUCUUUACCCUUCUUCUUCGUUUUUCUCUUUUUCGUUUUUCGAAUUCCUUCAUCUUCUUCUUCUUUUCUUCUUCGCAUUUAUCUUCUUCUUCUUUCUUCUUCUUUAG
This is a messenger RNA of Acanthosepion pharaonis, 915 nucleotides long. NCBI's taxonomy places the organism in Eukaryota, Metazoa, Mollusca, Cephalopoda, Sepiida, Sepiidae. The record is from the annotation of a GenBank genome assembly.